Molecule: messenger RNA, 3507 nt
Organism: Alosa alosa (allis shad)
Lineage: Eukaryota; Metazoa; Chordata; Actinopteri; Clupeiformes; Clupeidae
Gene: rarga
Product: retinoic acid receptor gamma a
Biological process (GO): regulation of transcription by RNA polymerase II; retinoic acid receptor signaling pathway; cellular response to corticotropin-releasing hormone stimulus
Cellular component (GO): nucleus; transcription regulator complex
Molecular function (GO): RNA polymerase II cis-regulatory region sequence-specific DNA binding; nuclear glucocorticoid receptor binding; nuclear receptor activity
Source: RefSeq, a predicted model, not a curated record
ACCAGCUCUGAGGAGAUGGUGCCCAGCUCCCCCCCCCCUCCCCCACCGCGCAUCUACAAGCCCUGCUUCGUCUGCCAGGACAAGUCCUCAGGCUACCACUAUGGUGUCAGCUCCUGCGAAGGCUGCAAGGGCUUCUUCCGCCGCAGUAUUCAGAAGAACAUGGUGUACACCUGUCACCGUGACAAGAACUGCCAGAUCAACAAGGUCACGCGCAACCGUUGCCAGUACUGCCGCCUGCAGAAGUGUUUUGAGGUCGGCAUGUCCAAGGAAGCUGUGCGCAACGAUCGGAACAAAAAGAAAAAGGACGUGAAGGAGGAGGCCGUGCUGCCAGAGAGCUACGAGCUGAGCGGAGAGCUGGAGGAGCUGGUCAACAAAGUCAGCAAAGCCCACAAAGAGACUUUCCCGUCACUGACCCAACUAGGAAAAUACACCACCAACUCAAGCUCAGACCACAGGGUACAGCUGGAUCUGGGGCUCUGGGACAAAUUCAGUGAGCUCUCCACCAAAUGCAUCAUCAAAAUUGUGGAGUUUGCCAAACGCCUGCCAGGCUUCACCACGCUCACCAUUGCUGACCAGAUCACCCUCCUCAAAUCAGCCUGCUUGGACAUCCUGAUGCUGCGGAUCUGCACGCGCUACACUCCAGAGCAGGACACCAUGACCUUCUCAGACGGGUUGACCCUCAACCGCACACAGAUGCACAAUGCCGGUUUUGGCCCUCUCACGGACUUGGUGUUCGCCUUCGCCGGACAGCUGCUCCCGCUGGAGAUGGACGACACGGAGACAGGCCUCCUGAGCGCCAUCUGCCUGAUCUGUGGAGACCGCAUGGAUCUGGAGGAGCCGGAGAAGGUGGACCGGCUGCAGGAGCCGCUGCUGGAGGCUCUGAAGAUCUACGCCCGGCGCCGGCGUCCCAACAAGCCUCACAUGUUCCCCCGCAUGCUGAUGAAAAUCACAGACUUGCGCGGGAUCAGCACCAAAGGGGCGGAGAGAGCCAUCACGCUGAAGAUGGAGAUCCCGGGGCCCAUGCCCCCACUCAUCAGGGAGAUGCUGGAGAACCCCGAGGCGUUUGAGGAGCAGUCGGAGUCCAGCGAGAGCAAGGCCGAGCCACCGCCCACUGCCACGUCGCCGCCGCCGAGCGGCCCGCCCAACCUCAAGCAGGAGCAGGAGGACGAGGAGGACAGCUGGGCCACGGAGAACCGCAGCGAGCCCUCGCCGGAGGAGGAGGACGAUGACGACGACGACGUGGGGGACGACGACAGGGCCUCGGACAGCGAGGGAGAGGCCUGGGGAGGGCAGGACACCAGCCUGGAACCCCCCAGGCAGAGCCACAUGGGCAGAGCCCAGUGAACUGAUAAAAAAAACAAAAAAACAUGUACACAUACACUCUCAUAGACCCUUUUCUAAACCUCUGAACACCCCAACCCCAACACACACACACACACACACACACACACACACACACACACACACAUAAACAGACACACACACAUUUUGAUUUCCCCUGUCUGGGGAAGCAGUAGCCUUACUUGUAUAGAUCCUUUUUAACUCAGGCCAAAAUGGUCAUCGAUGAGUGACUUUGCAGUGAAACAAUACAAAGGUGUUCUUUCAGAGAAACGGUCUACCUUAUGAACUCUACCGUGUGGCCAAGAGGGAAAACACGAGGCAAAACAAUGGACUUUCCAGACAAAGCAGUUGUCUCUUUUCUACAUUUUUUUCUUUUAAAAUCAUAUUUGUAUCUAAAUAAUGGAAAGGCCAAAACAAAAACACACCAACAUGAAACAGUUAACACUGAUGGUUACCUAAACACUUCCUAAGACAACUACAGGUCAAAACCAAACGGAAUAUGCUAUGUACUAUUUUUUGUCAUUGACAUUUUUCUGACUUUUUGUCAUUAUAUUUUAUGACUAGGCCCAUACAUAUCUAUAUAUGUUUAUUUUUUGCCUUUGUGUAAUAUUUCUUUUGUUAAAAGUUGUGUUUGAAUAGCGUUCCUACAGAGAGACAGAGACAGGACAAUUGCCUCAUCGUAACUGGCAGACCUCUACAGAGUCUCACACUCAGCUGUUGGGCUGGGCUCCUGGGCACUUUGGGCUCAUUGUAGAUGUCAAUGAUAAUCACCUCAGUCGACCAUGCAUUGGGCACGAUGUCAACACCAUCAGAUCAGGCCAUUGGCAUUAUUUUACUCUCGUUUCCACCUUUGUAGAUCGGAGGGUGCUCUUCUUUUGUGUGUGUGUGUGUGUGUGUGUGCCAAAGUUAGCAGAUCGUACUCUGAUCAGAAUGUGUAUGUUAUCAGGGAUCCCUGGAUUACAGACACCACAGAUAUGUCUCCUCUAUCAAAUGCCUUGAUUCAUCACUCAUCAGCCAUACAUGUGCACAGACCUCCAAAGCACACAUUUGAACAGACUCCACUCGCAGUAGGGGUCUCAGGCAGAGCUGUUCAUUUUUUUGCCAUACGUGUAGCACUUUUCCAAACCUCGUGGUGACACAGGGCCCGGUGUGUGCUCAGUGGAGUGAGGAGGCACGAGGUUUGCUGCAGGACAGGUCACUAAUCUCCAGGACUGCACAUUCAGGACUCCGCUUAAAAACGUCAUCCAGUGCUCUGGCAAUCUUGUAAAGUUGCAGGACUGGGCAGCACUCCAGUAUAACAUAUGCACAUACAUGGUAGUUCACACACACAUACAUGCACAUCAUCAUCAUCAUUAUCAUCAUCAUCUUUAUUAUCAUCAUCAUCAUUUUCUAAAGCUGUCAGAGGGAAGUAUUCAGACUCAGGGUAUCUCUAAGGACCAAACUCUAGCUGUCAAGACACACGCUGGAAACAGGCAAUAUUUGUUUUGCAUGUGGUUUCAACGCAGUGCAUUAAAUCAAGGAGUCCCUCAAAUGAACAUUAGUGUGAAAGCUUGAAAAAGGAUCUGCCAACACAAAAGUAACAAAACCAUCACACAACGUACUUCUCUCUUUUGGGAUGCACAAUGUGUUGUUUUUAUUUGUGCGCAUCAUCAUCCAUCCUUGACAAGAGAAGUAGAAAUAAUCAAGUUGCAGAUGGCCACUUUGACAUGACGUCAACGUUCUGGCCCAACAUUUAAGCAAUACAAAGAUAAUCAGGAAUUCCAGUGUAUUUUCAUGUGAACUGGCAGACUUGUUGUUUGUGUGAGUGUGUGAGAGAGAACAUGUACAAGCUGUAGCCUUUUUUCCUCCAAUUGUCUGUGAACAUCCAUGGGCGUGUGUGUGUCUGAGUAUGUGUGUGUGUGUGUCGAUGCUUUGUGACGUGUGAGUGAGGAACAUUCACCUCAUUAGCAGCCACUGCAGUCUAUCUUCAGGCAAGACAUUGCCGUCAUGCAAAACGAAUGUUGAGAUUACGUUGUUCUAUUUUCUCAUUGUUGUUUGUCUGUUAUUUGGACAUUGGCUGAGGUCUGUUCUGACUGUCUGUUCCUCUGCUCAUGCCAACCAACUCUGUCAUUUAAAAAGAAAAGCCAUAUAAAACAGUAAAAGGCACAAUAAACAACAUUUUUGUGA